Messenger RNA from Sphenostylis stenocarpa, 3651 nucleotides. The record is from the annotation of a GenBank genome assembly. Lineage: Eukaryota; Viridiplantae; Streptophyta; Magnoliopsida; Fabales; Fabaceae.
AUGGCUUCUUCUUCUUCAGUGGCUGCUCCCAGUGAAAAAUGGAUUGAUCGUCUUCAGUUCUCCUCAUUGUUCUGGCCUCCCCCUCCAGAUGGUCAACAAAGAAAGGAUCAAAUUGCUGCGUAUGUUGAGUACUUCAUUCAGUUUACAUCAGAACAAUUUGCCGAUGAUAUUGCUGAGUUGAUCCGUAACCGUUAUCCAUCCAAAGAAAUUCUUCUCUUUGACGAUGUUUUGGCCACAUUUGUCCUUCAUCAUCCAGAGCACGGACAUGCAGUUGUGCUUCCAAUUAUUUCAUGUAUUAUUGAUGGUACACUAGUCUAUGAUAAGGCUAGUCCUCCAUUUGCUUCUUUCAUAUAUUCAGUCUGCCCAAAAAUUGAGAAUGAAUACUCAGAACAAUGGGCUCUGGCAUGUGGUGAAAUUUUGCGUAUUUUGACUCAUUACAAUCGCCCUAUUUACAAAACGGAAAGACAAAAUGGUGAAACAGAAAGAAGCAGUAGUGGCAGUCAUGCCACCACUAGUGAACCUAUUAAUGGGAAAUCUGUGCAUAAUUCUUUGACACAGCAGGAGAAGAAACCCAUAAGGCCAUUGUCUCCCUGGAUUACUGAUAUCUUGUUGGCUUCACCAGUAGGCAUUAGAAGUGACUAUUUCCGAUGGAAAAAUUGUUAUGGUAUCGAUGGUGGGAUCCGGCUUAGGUGCAGUGGUGUUAUGGGUAAAUAUGCUGCAGGAGAACUCAAACCUCCAUCAACUGCUUCUUCUCGUGGCUCUGGCAAGCAUCCUCAACUUGUGCCUUCAACUCCAAGAUGGGCUGUUGCCAAUGGUGCUGGUGUGAUAUUAAGUGUUUGUGAUGAUGAAGUUGCACGCAAUGAGACUGCUACUUUAACAGCAGCUGCUGUGCCUGCACUUUUGCUUCCUCCGCCAACUACUGCUCUGGAUGAGCAUCUUGUUGCUGGAUUACCAGCUCUGGAACCAUAUGCUCGUUUAUUUCAUAGAUAUUAUGCAAUCGCUACUCCAAGUGCUACACAAAGACUUCUUCUUGGACUCCUAGAAGCACCCCCAUCGUGGGCUCCAGAUGCUCUUGAUGCUGCUGUGCAGCUUGUGGAGCUUCUUCGAGCAGCUGAAGAUUAUGCAUCUGGGAUAAGGCUUCCUAGAAAUUGGAUGCAUUUGCAUUUCUUGCGUGCAAUAGGGACUGCAAUGUCCAUGAGAGCUGGUAUAGCUGCUGAUGCUGCAGCUGCUCUGCUUUUUCGUAUACUUUCACAGCCUGCACUACUUUUUCCUCCGCUUAGACAAGUUGAUGGAGUUGAAGUUCAACAUGAACCUUUGGGUGGUUAUAUUUCUUCCUAUAAAAAGCAGAUAGAAGUUCCUGCGGCUGAAGCUUCUAUUGAAGCUACUGCCCAAGGGAUUGCAUCAAUGCUUUGUGCCCAUGGUCCAGAGGUUGAAUGGAGAAUUUGCACAAUUUGGGAAGCUGCUUAUGGCCUGAUUCCUACAAGUUCCUCAGCUGUUGAUCUUCCAGAAAUUAUAGUUGCAACCCCACUGCAACCUCCCAUACUGUCAUGGAAUUUGUACAUACCCCUACUUAAGGUCCUGGAAUAUCUUCCUCGUGGAAGCCCAUCAGAGGCAUGUCUUAUGAAAAUAUUUGCUGCUUCAGUGGAAGCUAUUCUUCAAAGGACAUUUCCACCUGAGUCCACUAGAGAACAAAUCAGAAAAUCAAAAUACCUGUCUAUCAUCGGCUCUGCCUCUAAAAACCUUGCUGUGGCAGAACUUCGAACUAUGGUUCACUCACUCUUCUUAGAAUCAUGUGCAUCUGUAGAGCUUGCUUCACGCCUACUUUUUGUGGUCUUAACUGUCUGCGUUAGUCAUGAAGCUCAAUUCAGUGGAAGCAAGAGGCCAAGAGGUGAAGAUAAUUAUCCAGCUGAGGAAAUCAUGGAGGAUUUACAAACAUCUGAAAACCAGAAAGAAUCAAAAAAUAGGAAAACGAAGAAGCAAGGUCCUGUAGCAGCAUUUGAUUCCUAUGUUCUGGCUGCUGUUUGUGCUCUUGCCUGUGAGCUUCAGUUGUUCCCUUUGAUUUCACGGGGGAAUAAUCAAUUAGCUUCCAAUAAUGUGCAAGAUAUAGCCAAGCCUGUUAGACUAAAUGGAUCCUCCCAUGUUAGACAAAAUGGAUCUUCCCAUGUUAGACAAAAUGGAUCUUCCCAUGAGUUGCGAAAUGGCUUAGAUUCUGCAGUACGUCAUACUCACAGAAUUUUAGCAAUUUUAGAGGCACUAUUCUCAUUGAAGCCAUCUUCUGUUGGCACUCCUUGGAGUUACAGCUCAAAUGAGAUUGUCGCAGCAGCUAUGGUUGCUGCACAUGUUUCUGAACUAUUUAGGAGGUCAAAGGCUUGCAUGCAUGCUUUGUCUGUUUUAAUUCGAUGUAAGUGGGACAACGAAAUUCACUCCCGGGCAUCCUCAUUGUAUAAUCUCAUAGACAUUCACAGCAAAGCUGUUGCAUCUAUAGUGAACAAGGCAGAGCCUUUAGAAGCAACCUUAAUUCAUACACCUAUUUGGAGGGACUCCCUUGUUUGUUGUGGUAGUAAAAGGCAGAAUCAGUGUGACAGUAGUAACAGCUUUGACCCUGGGCAGACAUCUAUUGUACGUUCAGCAGAUUCGUUCCCAUCAAAACCUAAUGAUACUUCUGAUAAAAACCUUUGUUCAAAUGAAGCAUCAGGGUGUACCUUGGGUAAAGGUGUCACUGGUUUCCCAUUGGAUGCUUCUGAUCUAGCGAACUUCCUCACAAUGGACAGGCAUAUAGGAUUGAAUUGCAAUGCACAAAUUUUUCUGAGAUCUAUGCUGGCAGAGAAACAAGAGUUAUGUUUCUCUGUAGUUUCACUUCUAUGGCACAAGCUAAUAGCAUCUCCUGAGACUCAACCUUGUGCAGAAAGCACUUCUGCCCAACAGGGAUGGAGACAGGUUGUUGAUGCCUUAUGCAAUGUUGUCACAGCCUCACCAACAAAAGCUGCUACCGCAGUUGUUCUUCAGGCGGAGAGGGAAUUGCAGCCCUGGAUUGCUAAGGACGAUGAUUUGGGCCAGAAGAUGUGGAGAAUCAAUCAGAGGAUUGUAAAAUUGAUUGUGGAACUUAUGAGGAAUCAUGAGAGUGCAGAAUCAUUGGUAAUUGUGGCAAGUUCAUCAGAUUUACUACUGCGAGCCACAGAUGGUAUGCUGGUUGAUGGAGAAGCUUGCACUUUACCACAGCUGGAGCAGCUAUCAGUGGCACUACGAAGGGAGGAUUUGUUAUUGGAAGCAACAGCUAGAGCGGUUGAGCCAGUGCUCAAGUUUGGAGAAUCUGGAUUGGCUGUGGCAGAUGGCCUUUCAAACCUUUUAAAGUGUCGUCUCUCAGCUACAAUCAGAUGUCUUUCUCAUCCGAGUGCACAUGUCCGGGCUCUGAGUAUAUCAGUUCUUCGCGACAUUUUGCAUACUGGUUCAAUCAGAUGUAGUCCUAAACCUCGGAGAAUAAAUGGCACCAACAACCCCUCUUAUCAAUACUUCAAUUUGGAUGCCAUUGACUGGCAAGCUGACAUAGAAAAAUGCUUGACUUGGGAAGCUCACAGCCGACUUUCAACCGGCUUGUCUAUUAACUUUCUUGAUACCGCUGCCAAAGAGUUAGGCUGUACUAUUUCCAUGUGA